AUGUCGAGUGGAAAUAAGAUCGCAAAAGUACCACCGUUCUACAAUGUUAACAACGACACUUUCUAUCAUGGUCCAGCCUGGGUAAUUAAACCGAAAUUAUUCCCACGGAAAGAGACUCAUGUGAAACAUCCAGGUCCAGCCUACUACCGUAUACCGAAUCGAUCUGUCUACGCACAUCCAGGAGUAACAAUAGCUAGUCGAUAUGAAACAAAUCCUCCGAGUUCGACACAUCUAUUAGCAUACUAUCAUCCUACUGAUCAAUACAUUAGCAGUACACAGAUGCCUGCAAUAUCUAUCACACCACGUCGAACCAAACACGAACAGUCACGUAAUUAUGCAGGAUGUUUGUAUACGCCAACGAAUAUGUUGGAUCACUGUCGAACUUCUCUUCUACGAUCUUCAUAUCAUCCGAGUACAGCAUGGAAAUCACGAAAUCCUCACUCAUCAUCAACAUCAAGUUCACCCGGCCCGGCUGCUUAUCCUAUCUAUGACGACGAUGAAGAUAUCCUUCCUCGUCCACAACCUGGCUUUACACAAAAACAUCGCUUCUCAUCAAGCAAAAAUCAAAAGAUUUCCCAAACGAAUCCGCCUUUCUACUAUCCGAAUAAAAUGGAUCAACAUCGUUUACCAUCAUUUACGAUUGGCAAACGUCUACUACCGUUCGAAAGCACUCGUCAACGUACACCUCCUUACUAUUCCUCGAUUCAUGAUAAGGCGCCUUGCUUGAGUACAGUCAAACCGGGUAUUACAUUGAAAGGACGUUGGAGUCCGGCAGUCUGUGUACUAACUGAAGGAUAG
Molecule: messenger RNA, 798 nt
Organism: Adineta ricciae
Lineage: Eukaryota; Metazoa; Rotifera; Eurotatoria; Adinetida; Adinetidae
Source: the annotation of a GenBank genome assembly